AUGGUGGAACAUAAACUUGAUGCAAGCACGAUAUCGAAGAUGAUCCCUCAGAUCUUUGAUCAGAUGCGACGUCAGACUGGCUCCAAGAAUUUUGCAAGCACACCAGCUUCAAUAUCGACACAAUCACUUCUUAAAGAACAGGAGCAACUGGAUAAGAUCAUUCCCGUGAUACAAAAUUUGAACGAAAGGAUAAAAGAUUGCAAGGAAGGAGAUAUGGAACGGAUUAAAGAGACAUGCCAUGCUAUGAAUACCAUUCUAGAUAAAUUCAUCAGUAUACAAUCGCAGGCGUCGUACGUGAAUUCAAUGAUGAACAAUGAAGAAUAUCUGGACUAUGUAGCGAGCGGGAAAUCGGAAGAGGAAUAUAUUUCAGCGAAACAGAGGGAAGUAGAAGAAUUGGAAAAGAGAGUGAAGCAGUAUACUACAAUGCAUGCACCAUCCGUGAAACCACCGGCAAGUAAGAUCCCUGUAGGGAAUGACACUAGAAAAGUAACUAAACCCGGUCAGCGAAACGGUAGGUCUGGGUUGUAUUCAAUUAGCACAAGAAACAAUAGUAACAAUAGUGGUGCCAAUGGAAGACGACCUCCAGGAAAUGGAAAUAAUGUCGGAAGACGAAGAGUGUAUAGGUAA
Messenger RNA from Kluyveromyces lactis, 627 nucleotides. It is a transcript of the gene DUO1, whose product is annotated as Duo1p. NCBI's taxonomy places the organism in Eukaryota, Fungi, Ascomycota, Saccharomycetes, Saccharomycetales, Saccharomycetaceae. The transcript has a single exon. Gene Ontology annotation, cellular component: DASH complex; mitotic spindle. Gene Ontology annotation, biological process: mitotic cell cycle. The record is from RefSeq and is a predicted model, not a curated record. Bases 1 to 627 code for a protein of 208 amino acids.